CCCUCUCCCUCUCUCUCUCUCUCUCUCUCUCUCUCUCUCUCUCUCUCUCUCUCUCUCUCUCUCUCUCUCUCUCUCUCUCUCUCUCUCUCUCUCUCUCUCUCUCUCUCUCUCUCUCUCUCUCUCUCUCUCUCUCUCUCUCUCUCUCUCACACACACACACACACAAUCUCUACAGCCUGGCAGCUCACUUGGCCCACACAUUCCAGGAUGACUCUGUUCUGAAACACAAGGAGCCUUCACCAGUUUGUUAAAGUCUCAGUUGCAAUCAUGCCCAUUCUGAAGAAACUCCCAGGAAGAUCCAAAAGCUGCAACGAGUUUCCACGAGUGAACGGUGAGCUGAUUCUGCCUCGACUGGACCUGGACCUGAGGGGCUUGAAUGAUCUCAAUGACCUGAAGGAGCUGAAUGACCUGAAAGACCUGAAGAACCUAAACCCGUUUGAGGAUGUGGACCUAGAUGAGGAUGAGCGGAAUGGAGGCGACAUGGGUCUGGUCAUGGGGGACUUCAGAGGGACCCUCCAGCUCAGGUCCUCCCGUGAUGGAGAAGAGGAGGAAAACGAGGUGAAUGCAGAGAGGCACGGCACAGGGAACCCAAAGGGGAAGCCACUCAGGGGGACUCUGGAGCGAAUCUGUGGGGUGUCACCCUUCAAAACCCUCGGGAAACUGGGGAAGGGUCUCCGCAUAUCAGGACGAAAUAUGUGGGGUGGCAAUUCACCGCACGGCCACCCUGGAGACUCCAACACACUCCCAGCAGAGAAGGAGAAGAGAAGGGGCCCAAGAAGAGGCUCUGAGGGGAUUAUGACCCUGCUUCGCUUCACGGGUCGCCACAAGGAGGAACGCAGAGAGAGCCUGCCCUGUGGGGACCUGAGCACCGAGCUGGACCCCGAGGGGUCCAGACGACCCUCCUUCCUCAGAAUCGUCAGUCUGGGAAAGCUGAAGAGAGAAUCCAUGUCAGACAAGACUUCCCAAGAGGCUGACGAGGAAUCAGUGGAGGAAGAACCAGUGGUGAAAACGCGGGAGCCCUUGUCAGUUCUGGAAAUUCUUCAGCUGGUCAACCACAGAGACCUUCUCCUGGCUGACACCCACAUUCAAGAACUGGAGCGAGAGUGUGAGCUUCUGUCUCUGCUGCCCACCCCAGCCUCGCCCACCAUCACCCCUACCUUGAAUCCCAGUACCCCUCCUGGAGGAAUCUUGUUUUCAUCUUCAUCACUGGAUGAAUCAACGAGCUCUAAUGCAACACUAGACUCAAGCAGAAGAAAGGCUAAGGAUGUGGAGCUUUUGUACGAAGCCUUGCAGAGGGAGAUGUGGGACGUGGUGCGAGAGUCGCUCCGUCAGCCCAGUGCUGGUCCCAACCUCGGUCUGGUGGUGUUAGUAAUCCAGCAGGAGGAACAUGCUGAUGCUACCUGGGCUCUGAGGGAAGAGACCAGGACUGAGCGCCUGAGCACACACAUCCAACCUAACCAGCGUCCUCGUCGGCUGAAGGUGAAGUGGAGGCAGGCGGUGGCAGAAGCUGCAGACUGGAGCCUGCCUCAUCAGGUGGACACCCAAGCCGGCCAGCUGGCCUCGUACCUGGAGCGUCUGAGGAGCAGGAUGGUGGAUGAUCUGGAUGCAGCCAGGAGAAAUGCUGUGUCUAUUUACCCAGAAGAGUUUGCAGCCUUCCAGGUGUACAUAGAGAGUUACCACCGAGCUGUGGCUAAGCGUCUUCGGACCAUCACCAGUGGGCCUUUGCAGAUCACAGAUGUCUACUCACUACUAGACUGGUUCUACAACAUUUACAACAGGGAUGUCCUGGGAACCAUUGGCACCACCACGUCCAUAAACUAUGCUGCACUGGAGCCCAUUCUUCCUCAGGAGACGGUGGACAAGCUUGAAGAAGACUGCAUCAGUAUAGUCAAGGAUAAGGUAACAACAGAGCUGAUCCAGGUUCUGGAUGAGGAGGAGAGGCGAUGGGCCCAGACUCUGCACAUAGAAGAGUACCAGUCCCACCUGGCCCAGUCUGUGAUCCAGAGGUUGAAGGUGGACCUGGACAGAUCCACAGCUGUGAGUCAGUUUCUCGGGGCAAGAGUGGCUCGCUGUAGUCUUAUCGGACUGGCUGACUUUCUCUAUAAUUUCCAGAGGAAGAUGGAAAUAUUUCAUGAUACUCAGGCCGAGUUUGGAGAUCGAGGAGAUGGAUACAUGUCUAGGACCAUAGCUCUAGUCAACUGCUGCCCUCCGUUCAGGUCCUUUGUGGAGCGUUGUGGGCAGUGUGACCCACAGGGGAGCGAGGAGUCCGAACAGAGAGCUAACUCCUCGCUGGAUCGCGUCAUCAACCAGUCAGUGAGGGUUCUGACGGACCGGCUGUUCGAGCACAUCAGGCCGUUCUUUGACAAACUGAUAAGGAGAAAAUGGUUGAACAACAUUGAAGCAUUUGAAGCAAUUGAAGCUGGCAUCAAACAGCACUUCAAAAAGUUCAAAAGGAUGGAUCCUCCUCCAUAUCAGACGCUGGUAGGAGAGGUGCACAGACGCGUCCUGGUGGAGUAUGUCCGGGCCAUCAUGAGGGGACGAAUCAUUUGUACAUCCUCAAAGAUGAGGAAGAGGAUGGCCUUCCGUCUGCAAGAUGAGGCUACACAGCUAAAAAGACUUUUCAAAGACCUGGAGUCCAACGCCUCCUGGUUGGACGCCAUCAUCAGCCAUUUAGCUGACAUCAUCCUCCUUGAGGACACCCCCUCCAUCCAAAUGGAGGUGGCUGUCCUGGUGAAGGAGUUUCCUGAUAUAAGGAAGAAGCACAUCUCCACCCUGCUGAAUGUGCGAGGGAUGAUGCGUCAGGCUGACCGUCAGGAGAUCCUUAACAUUGUCAAAGACUUUGAAAACAGCAGUGCCUUCAUCAGCCGGGAUCGUGCCCUCUUUUCUGAAAUCCCCAUCACCUCAGAGGUGCACUGCAUCAGCUUGGGUUUCCUCCGCCUCGCCAUGAGCGUCUCCAACUGGUUCUCAGAGCAUCGGCUCAGGAGAAAGCGCAAGACAAGAUCCAGAAGCACGUCUCAAUCUGCUGACAAUUUGGAAGACACAAAGAAACUUCACAGAGAGGAGUAGGAUACUAAUGAGAUGUACAUGCACCAGAGAAACUUGACCUGAGGUACUGCUUGUCCUGUACAUGCUCACUGACCUUACUUCAUGGCACACGUUCUGUAAAAACUCAGAAGCAGAACUUGCAUUUUAUUAACUCACGAUGAUUUAUAUGUUUUAUGUUAAUCUGCUUAUACAGACAUUUAAAAAUGGCAAAACGUAUCAAUAUGUAACCAGUUCAGUCUUUUUAGCAUUUUAUUCCUCCACAAACACACGACUAGUAGAUGCAACCCAGCAUGUGUAUCAAUCUAGGUGCCUUCCUGCCACAUACUGUAGUACUUCCUGAUCAAAAGUAACAGACGUGCUGAGAUCUUCACCAGCCAUGGUUUCUGAAGCAUGACUGGACUUAAAUGGACUUUUUAGUAAGACACUGAGCUGGGGACCUUUCUUCAGAGACAUGAGAACCUGCGACGGAUGCAGCAGACGGGCUGGCCCCACAGAUCCUUGGUCUCAGUAGUCUGAUCUCUCAGAGACACGGUGGCGAGCUUGUCCACGUGCUUCGUACAGAAACGUUUGUUUUCAGGAGUACCGGUGUGAGCCGGGCAGCUUUACGGGCCAAGGUUUAUGUUUUUGUUUUAUUUACUGCACUUUGCUUGGAGUUUUCUAAACAUUCACAUGAAUAAAACUUGCUUUAUUCUUGAGGGCACUGUCACUUGCCUAAAAUUAGAAUUGCACAUUGCUGCAAGAGAGGAUCUGAAAAUGUUUGGAACUCUGACUGUGAAUGAAAUUGAUCGAUUGCUGGAAACAAUAAAAGCCCAUUGACUGGGCAGAAUCAAAGGA
Molecule: messenger RNA, 3878 nt
Organism: Nothobranchius furzeri (turquoise killifish)
Lineage: Eukaryota; Metazoa; Chordata; Actinopteri; Cyprinodontiformes; Nothobranchiidae
Gene: exoc3l2a
Product: exocyst complex component 3-like 2a
Biological process (GO): exocytosis; exocyst localization
Cellular component (GO): exocyst
Molecular function (GO): SNARE binding
Source: RefSeq, a predicted model, not a curated record